This is a messenger RNA of Fusarium coffeatum, 1332 nucleotides long. RefSeq lists its product as uncharacterized. The transcript has a single exon. Bases 1 to 1332 code for a protein of 443 amino acids. Gene Ontology annotation, molecular function: ATP hydrolysis activity. Lineage: Eukaryota; Fungi; Ascomycota; Sordariomycetes; Hypocreales; Nectriaceae. The record is from RefSeq and is a predicted model, not a curated record.
AUGGCGGAUAUUCUUGGAGUCACAGCAAGUAUUGCAGGUAUUAUCAGUCUAUCUGAUACUGUGUAUCAACAUAUUUUCAGGUACACCCGGGCCGUUGCGGGCGCUAAAGACGACGUGAAACAACUUGGACAAGAACUCAACGCGCUGUCUGGAGUACUGCGCAGUUUAUACGCCCUUGCAGCAGUCUUAGAGGAGGAGGAGGACCAACUAUAUGAUCCUGCGAUGAAAAUACAGCAUCUGAUCAAAUGCCAAGAAACCAUUGAAAAGAUCAGAAAACGUGUCAAGAAAGCUACCGAUGAUUUUGACAAACCGGCGAGGUGGCGGGGGCUUUCUCGACAAUUGAAAUGGCCUUUCUCAAAGGAUGAGACCAGGGACCUAGUCUCGGAAAUUGCACAGUACAAAGGCACGAUCUCUCUUGCUGCAUCAGCGGAUACUCUGCGCCAACUUCAAGCUUCUCUUUCCCUCCAGUCCAAGUAUCACCAAGAGACGAAGAAGUUACAAACUGAUAUAAGAAACAAGAUCGAGAUCACAGCUGCUAUUUCCCUCAACACAAAAAAGCAGAGCAUCUUGGACUUUUUCAUGGGGCCUGAUCUGAAUCCCGAGCCUAUCCUAAAGCAGAACAUUGGUCUACAUCAACCAACAACUGGGAAUUGGCUGCUAGAGUCAGAAGAGGUCAAAAACUGGUUCCAUACCCCGGGAUCACUUCUUUGGAUGAACGGUAUAGCGGGAGGGGGAAAGACCAUUCUGGCUACCAUUAUCAUCCGAGAAGCACUUUCACGGAACUUGCCAGAUUGUGGAAGAGCCUUUUUCUUUUGUGACUAUAAAAAAGAAGGUACGCUAUCACCGGUCAAUAUCCUAGGAGCGAUUGCAAGACAGUUGGCGAUUCAAAAGGAUGAUUGUUUCGUCUGUCUUGAAAACUAUCACGCGGACCUUCACCCAGAGCGAAACCUGAGCAGUAAGCCUGAUGUCGACGAGUUGCGAGCCCGGAUCACUCAAAUGGCUUUAUCUUUCUCUCAGGUUCUGAUCGUCAUUGAUGGAAUUGAUGAGUGCCAGGAAGAGGUCCGCCAACUUCUUCUCGACUCACUGAGAGAGUUAGCUGAUAGUUCCAGCAACAUCGGUAUAGCGCUAUUCUCUCGUGACGAGAUUGAUAUCAGGAUGCGGCUAGAGAAAUACUUUGAGAGCGUUAGCAUUGAAGCUCAUAGAGAGGACAUAGCGAUAUACGUCCGCGCUGAGAUGGAACGACGUCGCAUUAGUGGCCAACUCAUGAUAAAGACCGAGAGCAUCAAGCUCGAGAUUAAGAAGGAGCUUAUUACCCGAGCUCAUGGCAUGUAA